CUAGGCUAUUGAUUAGUAUUUGAAACAGUUUAAGAAACACACUAUGAGUAAUAUUUUUAUUUGGUAUUUUAUAUUAAGUUUUUUAACUGUAGUGACUUCACUUAUUUUCUGGAUAAAACACCGUCAAAACUUCUGGAAACGCCAAGGAAUUUACCAAAUAAAUCCAGACUUCUUCUUUGGUAAUCUAAAAGGGAUAUUUUUUCAAAAAAAGGCGCUCGGAGAAACUUUUUUGGACAUUUAUAAAGAAAUCAAAACCAAAGAUGGCAAGCAUGGUGGUUUGUACGUUUUUCUUGCACCAUAUUAUAUGCCCGUAGAUCCUGCCAUUAUUAAACAGAUAACUGUAAAAGAUUUUAAUUAUUUUAUGAAUCAUGGUACAUAUUUUGAUGAGAAAAAUGAUCCACUGUCAGGAGUGCUCUUUAAUAUAGAAGGUCAUAGAUGGCGCACCUUAAGAGCUAAUUUAACACCUACAUUCACCUCGGGAAAAAUUAAAAAUAUGUAUAAGAUUGUGCUGGACUGUACUGAAAACUUGGCAGAAUUACUUCUGAAAACUAUAUCAACAGAGCAAAAGAGACCAAUAGAUAUUAAGGAUAUUAUUUCAAGAUAUAGUAUUGAUAUUAUUGGAAAUUGUGCUUUUGGAUUUUUUUUGAAUAUGGUAAAAAAUACAGUUACGUAUAGAGAAAGGACACAAUAUUUUCGACCUGAUUUUAUGCAUCUCUUGCUUCAGCUAAAAAAUUUAGGAAAAGUAACAGAUGAAAAAACUAUAUUAGCCUCAAAUGAAAGUCAACACAAGCCCUUGCUAACCCUAAAUGAACUCGCAGCACAGUGUUUUAUCUUCUUUUUUGCUGGAUUUGAAACAUCAGCAACCACAAUUACGUUUGCUCUAUUUGAACUGGCAAGAAAUCAAGGUAUUCAAGAAAAAUUGAGGACUGAGAUACACACUAUAUGGGAAACUUACGGCAACAGUUACGAAACCUUAAUGAAAAUGACUUAUUUGGAAAAAGUUAUUUGUGAAACAUUGCGCAAAUACCCACCAGUACCUUGCACCAACCGCAUAGCUAAUGCCACCUAUAAAAUACCAAAUAGCAAAUUAACCUUAAAUAAGGGAACAAACGUCGUUAUUCCUAUAUUAGGGAUACAUAUGGAUCCCGAGUAUUAUCCGGAACCGACAAAAUUCGAUCCGGAAAGAUUUAGUGAAGAAGCAAAAGCUCUGAGGCCUGGAUGCACCUGGUUACCUUUUGGAGAAGGACCCAGAUCCUGUAUAGGUUCACGAUUUGGUCUACUCGAGAGCAAAAUUGCUGUGGCAACGAUUAUUCAUAAUUUUUACAUUUCUCUGAGUGACUCAACAAAACUGCCCCUGGAGAUGGAUCCUGGUACUUUGAUCAACUCCUCUAAGGGCAAAAUUUGGCUAAAUAUUCAGAAAGUUUAAGGGCACGAACUUAAUAAAUAUACCUGGACUGCCAAUUCAAUUCAGAAAAGUAAAUGACCACUACUAGGGGACCGCCAUUUUGCUUGAUUGUGUCCUUUCGAUAUUGGUCACUCUGACAAAUUUUAGUUGUGCCAAUUGUAGGGAAACAAAAUAAUAAAGUUUUUGAGAGGUUAUGUUUACAAAAAUACAAAAUAGAAAGUUACUUAUAGGUAAGAAUUUAAGAUAGUUGUGUUAGAUCUGUGAUUUUUCUUGUACUUCUUUAAGAAUUUCGUUAAAAUUUAUGAAAGAAAGUAAUCCUCACCUAAAAUGAGACAAAGUUUCAAUAAACUUGGAAUAGAUGCAUGCACUUUAAAAUAUUUGUUUUAUUAUUCUGAGAAUCUUGAAUCUUAUAAAUCUAAACUUAAACUUGAAUCUUAUAAAUCCUAAUACUAUGAAAAUGAUGAUCUUCAUUUAAAUUUUUGCUUGUAUUUACUUAACAAAUUCAGUUAAAAACACUUAUUAACACUUUUAUUUUCUUUCUAUUUUUACUAUUACGAGUUUUACUUUCCUUCCAUGUACAAUGUUUCCACAUUAAUAGGUACAACCAUCUAUAAAAAUCAAAAUUUAAAUGAUUUUAUGAGGGUUUGUAAUUAGCAAGAGUUUAUAUAGUAAAAAUAUAUUAUUCUAUCAUAAACAACACAGACAGACAAUUCACAAUAAUUCGGUUUUGAGAAACAGUGAACCAAAUACCUUUAAAUAAAGAUGGUGAUACAUUAUUCAUGUAUUAAAUAAGGAGGAAGAUACAUGGCCUGUUCCAGACGAUAUACCCAAGCCUCGUUUAUAAAUCGGCAAAAACUCGGCAAUCCGCUAUACUCACACGUCAAACGUCAGUGUCGUCAACUUUAUUACCGUUAUUUCAUAUAUUUUUUGUUGGCAACACUAAAAAUGUUCAGAGUGACCAACAUCAAAAGGCCACAACCACUAUAAACAUGGCGGCCACCAGGCAAUGGUCAUUUUAGGGUAUCGUGGCCAUAUGCAUUAGCAGUCCAGGUAUAUUUAUUAAGUUCGUGUUUAAGGGGUUAUAUGUUGGUAAAUAAAAACAUGGUUUAUUGUUUAAUUAUGUA
Molecule: messenger RNA, 2529 nt
Organism: Anthonomus grandis grandis
Lineage: Eukaryota; Metazoa; Arthropoda; Insecta; Coleoptera; Curculionidae
Product: probable cytochrome P450 6a23
Exons: 6
Coding region: 44-1426 (460 amino acids)
Molecular function (GO): heme binding; monooxygenase activity; iron ion binding
Source: RefSeq, a predicted model, not a curated record